UCAUUCAGGCGUUGUGGCCAUGAUUGAAUGAAAACACUACUGUCUCCGUCUAAACACGUCGAUACGCUUUUGCUCGUUGCAAGUGCAAAAUGUGCACACGUGUGUGGCCGUGAGAAAGAUUUACGAAUUCCCUUUAAUUAUGUUUUCUACACUUGGCCCCUCUACGGGAUUCAGUUUUGCUUUUGAGCGCAAACGAUUUAAGAUACGAUUGAAGAGAGCGAACAUAACCUCGUCCCACUCGCAACUGCACUCUGCUUCGUGGCUUACAGUACUCCGGUGUACUGUGCAUGUGUUGUCGGAGGUUAUGUGUUUCUCGGCCGACACGAAGAGGUUAGGUACAGUCGUGGUAUGUCGCGGAGCGUACAGCGCGAACGAUGAACAAGUUGUUGUCCACGCCGAUCAGGGAGGUUAGUCAGAGGAUCUACGGUGGCACGGUGCGGCCUUCCGAGAUCUGCGAGGCGUCCGUCAGGUUGACAUCGGUCGUCAAACCUCUGAACGCCUACACCGCCGUGACAGGCGAUGUCGCGCGAGAACAAGCGCGCGACGCGGACGUGAGGCAACAGGGGAACUCGUUGUUGGGCCAACUCGACGGCAUCCCCGUCGCCAUCAAAGACAAUUACUGCGUCAAGGGUAAACCUACGACCUGCGCAUCUCGUAUGUUAGCCAACUUCUCGCCCGGCUACGAUGCCACGGUCUAUGAGAGGCUCAGGAAGCAGGGCGCUGUCUUGAUCGGCAAGACUAAUCUCGAUGAAUUCGCCAUGGGCUCAGGCACUAUAGACUCGAUUUAUGGGCCGACAAAGAAUAUAUGGGGCUCGCAGGUGUCGUCGCAAUUCUAUUCCUGCGAGUCUGCCACUUCAAAGCUCACUUCAGGGGAAACGCAGGAGAAAGAUACUUGGCACAUAGCAGGUGGCAGUAGCGGAGGAUCUGCAAUCGCAGUAGCCACAGGUACCUGCUAUGCGGCCCUGGGCUCUGACACCGGUGGUUCCACUCGCAAUCCUGCGUCUUAUUGCGGCCUGGUCGGGCUGAAACCGACUUACGGUCUGGUGUCUCGUUAUGGUCUCAUUCCGCUGCUGAAUUCUAUGGACGUGCCUGGUAUUCUCGCGAGAACGGUGGACGACACGGCGUUGAUCUUGAACGCUAUAGCCGGACCUGACCCAUUGGAUCCCACUACUGUGCAGAGAAAGUACCAGCCGAUUACUUUGUCCGAGACGAUAGAUGUUAGCAAUCUCAAUAUCGGUAUACCGAAGGAGUAUGGGGUUCGUGGUAUAAGCGAGGAGGUGAAGGCGUGUUGGGAUGAGGUCUCCCGUCACUUGGCGGAGGCGGGAGCGAAUAUCAUGCCGGUGUCUUUGCCGCACACCGACUACUCCAUAGUGUGUUACUCGGUUUUAAAUCGAUGCGACGUGGCCAGCAAUUUGGCCUGCUAUGACGGUAUCGAGUACGGUCACAGAGCCGACGAAUGGAGCACUAUUCAUGACUUGUACAAGAAGAGCAGGUCGGAGGGCUUCAACGACGUGGUCAAAGGUCGCAUAUUGGUCGGUAAUUAUUUUCUAUUAGCCGAGAAUUACAACGAGUAUUAUAUGAAAGCGAUGAAGAUGCGCCGACUAAUUACUCAAGACUUUGACGUUCUGUGGGAUAAUAAUGUGGAUCUCCUGUUGACGCCGACUACAUUGACUGAAGCCCCCCGUUAUGAGGAUUUCGUGUUGUUGGACAAUCAGACGCAGUGUCUGAUUCAGGAUCACUGUACGCAACCGGCGAACAUGGCCGGUCUGCCCGCGAUCAACGUGCCGAUUAGACUAUCUCGCGCAGGUCUGCCUUUGUCCUUGCAAUUAAUGGCACCGUCUUUCCACGAGCACAAGCUACUCACCGUGGCAAAGUGGAUCGAACAAACGGUGCGGUUUCCGCGACUCGAAUUAAAGGACUCGUGUUUGCUCGAAUAAAGUAGGAAAACAGA
Odontomachus brunneus is the source of this 1951-nucleotide messenger RNA. RefSeq names its product glutamyl-tRNA(Gln) amidotransferase subunit A, mitochondrial (gene GatA). Gene Ontology annotation, molecular function: glutaminyl-tRNA synthase (glutamine-hydrolyzing) activity. The transcript has 2 exons. The coding region runs from base 375 to 1937 and encodes 520 amino acids. Gene Ontology annotation, cellular component: mitochondrion; glutamyl-tRNA(Gln) amidotransferase complex. Gene Ontology annotation, biological process: mitochondrial translation; glutaminyl-tRNAGln biosynthesis via transamidation. NCBI's taxonomy places the organism in Eukaryota, Metazoa, Arthropoda, Insecta, Hymenoptera, Formicidae. The record is from RefSeq and is a predicted model, not a curated record.